Ixodes scapularis (black-legged tick) is the source of this 1287-nucleotide messenger RNA. Its product is annotated as sulfotransferase ssu-1. Bases 271 to 1233 code for a protein of 320 amino acids. Lineage: Eukaryota; Metazoa; Arthropoda; Arachnida; Ixodida; Ixodidae. The record is from RefSeq and is a predicted model, not a curated record. Gene Ontology annotation, cellular component: cytoplasm. Gene Ontology annotation, biological process: sulfation. The transcript is spliced from 2 exons. Gene Ontology annotation, molecular function: sulfotransferase activity.
GCCUGAGACGCCGCGUGUAUGACGAGGCAACAGAGCCUCAAGGACGCUCGCUCCUUUGGUCUUUAAAUAAAAAAAAAAGCGUCCGAAAGCAAGCAAAAGCGACCGACUAGCGGGAAAAUUAUUCUGGAGUUGGCAACAGGGCCAACAAGCAGUCGACACUCGCACCGCCGCCGCCCACGAACAGACUUCGUCCGACGGACGGCACACUCGAGGAGCGGUCUCUUCGGCCACGGGUGGUUUAGAUAACAGCGAGCGACCGAGUAAGUCAACAUGAGUGUGGCACGGGCGAGGACACCGUACCUCCACAUAACCGAUGGCGUCCCGCGGUCCCCUCUCUAUACAGCAGAGGCGGUUCGUGAAGCCUUGAAGUUCGAACCAACUGCCAAAGAUGUCAUCAUUGUGACCCACCGGAAAUCUGGAACGCACUGGGUCGCACAGAUUGUCCUUCUCCUUCUCAACAGAGGUAAAUCUCCUGUUGACCUCGAAGACUUCGUAAGACAAGCCCCCUCGAUCACUUUGUUGGGAGCGUCAGUUUCCGAUCAGUCACCAAGGUUGCUCCGCACGCACUUUUCAUUCCGAGAGCUCAAGUACUCCAGAGAUGCCAAGUACAUCUACGUCGCACGCAAUCCCUGGGACACGUGCGUGUCCUUCUAUCACCACGUCAAGACGCGACCACAUUAUCGGUUUCAAGACGGCACCUUCGAAGAAUUCGUCGAAGCGUUCAUCAAAGGCAGGGUCGGUCAGGGGGAUCACUUAGAACACGUUUUAUCCGGUUAUGCUCUGCGACACGAAGCCAACGUUCUCUUCCUGACCUACGAGGAGCUGAAGGAAGACACAGCGGGUUCCGUACUCAAGAUGGCCAAGUUUCUCGGCGAUCCCUACGCCUCCAUGUUUGACCAGGACCCCGGACUCAUGGAGGAAAUCCUCUCCAAGAGCAGCGUCGAAUUCAUGAAGAGGACGUUCGACGUGAGUCAAGAGGAACUCUGUGCGAUUCACAAGCAUCGACCGCUGCAUCCAGAGGCCGAAGAGGAUUGGACGAAUAAACGAAACGGAACCAGGUUGGGUUUUGUGCGACACGGAACAACAGGUGACUGGCGAGGACAUUUCUCACCCGAACUGUUAGAACGGAUGCAAGCUUGGAUCGACUGCAAGACUCGAGGCUCAGACGUCAUGUGCCUUUGGGAGAACGAAUUACAGGCAACAAAACUUGCGCGAACAACUGCCUUUGUUUGACAUUUUUAUUCAAUGAGAACCGUCGCAAAUAAAGAAUAUUUUAUUUUUUUUGAA